Molecule: messenger RNA, 3433 nt
Organism: Coregonus sp. 'balchen'
Lineage: Eukaryota; Metazoa; Chordata; Actinopteri; Salmoniformes; Salmonidae
Source: the annotation of a GenBank genome assembly
AUGAACCAAGAGAAACUGCUGCUGUUUCAAUGUGCGCUCCUGUUGUGCCUGGGCAUCUGUCUAAGCCAAAGGGACUGUACAGGCGUGGAUUGUCCAGUGUUGGACAACUGUAUUGAGGAAGUUUUGGAGAAGGGCGCUUGCUGUGCCACCUGCGUUAAAAUAGGAUGCUCAUGUGAAGGUUACCAGUACUAUGACUGCAUCCAUGCAGGCUUCCGGAAUGGGAAAGUUCCAGAGGGAGAAUCUUACUUUGUGGAUUUCGGAAGCACAGAAUGUUCUUGUCCACAGGGAGGCGGGAGGAUCGGGUGCCAUUUCAUCCCGUGUUCCGAGAUCCCUCCCAACUGCAUCGCUGUCGUGGAACCCGCAGAUGGGUGUCCACAGUGUGAGAGCAUCGGUUGUGUCCAAGGCAACCAGAAGUAUGAAGCGGGCCACUCCUUCCAGGUGGACCUGUGUCAGGUGUGUCACUGUCCUAACAAUGGCGGGAGCCUGAUGUGUUCUCCUAUCCCUGACUGUGACCCUCGUAAUGUUAAGAAGCCGAUGUUAGCAAUGACCACACAGAACAACAACCCUCUGAGAGACCUCAAUAAACAGACAAGCCCACUAGACCCAUUCGCCCCCAGUAACACCAUACCUCUUUACAAAGAGGACCCACCUGUCCUGGAUGAAGAUGAAGAUUAUGACUACACACUGCCUGACCCCACAUCUACUACUCCACAAGACCCGGUCCAGCCAACAGAAUCUACCACGGUGUCACCAUCCUAUGCUGAGACAAGCUCUCCUACUUAUGAGAUCUUUAAUGACCUGAGGCAGGAGCUGAGAAAGAGACUAGGAACAUAUGAUCAGGAGAAAAGAGAGGAGGCGACCAUUACCGAGGAUCCACAUCUCAUGGACCAGACCACCUUAAAGGUCCAGGGGGAGACAACAACAUCAACAACAACAACUAAACAGGAAGUUACUUUAGAGAGCCACAGGCGUCAACAGGACGUUGUUGACCGGGACAGCAGGCAUCACAGAGACGGUGACAGAGUGAUGAAGAGUGACACUUCGAAGGACGUCACACAAACUGUCCGUAGUGACAAGGGAGUAAGACACACUGGCCGCCACGAACACAGAGACAGCCAAAGCAGUCACCACCAUGAUGGCAGUCGUCCAUCCCAAAGCAAUGGGCCGGCACCAUGAGAAGCACCUUGAGGAGCACCUUGAAGAGCAGCGUGAGGAGCCCAGAAAGCCCCAGAGUAAACUCGACCAGGAGUUCCCCGCAGUGAAGUUCAGCCCGACCAGCAGAGCUCCUGUCAUGAGGGAGGAAGGAGACCAGCCAGCCAGGAGACAGUCCCAGAUCCUCUUCAACUACCAGGGCCGGAACGAACAGUCUCGAAACACUGAGGGUAAGUCAGCAUUACAUGGCCACUCUACCAGUCCACAGUCUAAAAUAAUAGUGUGUUGCUGAUAUGUUUGUAUACAUUUUUUAAAAUAAUUACUGUACUUGUAUUUAAGGUGAGUAAAUCUCCUACAAUGUCCUUUGAGACCUAGUUAAAGGCACGAGGCCUAUACAUAAAAGCAGUUAUUUCAUAUGCAUUUUUGGUGUUAAUUAAAUGAUAGCAACCACAUUCAUCAAAUGUAAUGGUUUAUAAAUGUGUGCCUGUGACAACAGUAGCCCAGUGUUAGAACCUCAGAUGAUUUACUGUCCUCUUUCUCUUACAUCCUAUGUUAGGUCUAGGAAUUCUUAAUCAGUCUAUAGUAGCUGCUAGCUGACACUGGUCCAGGAAAAACUAGGAUUCAUGGAAAGCAUAUGGCCCCUAGACAGUGACAGUGUAGCUUCUGUAGCAGUGUCCCUCAUAUAGAAUCGUCAGUAGGUUCAGCGUUAGCAGCCUUUCCCCAAGGCAUAAAUACUGUACAUCUAGAGGAGCUUCUGAGAUGGAAAACAGAUGAUGAAGAGACUAGCUAAAUGUCUGGAGGAUGGGUUAAGAGAGUACAGUAUUCAUAGAGCAGGGAUCAUCAACAGGAGUGAGGCCGGUGGGCUGCCAUUUGGGGACCCCUAUUAUAGAGAAUACCUACUGUAUCUCUGCUUUGAGAUUGGGGUUGUCUGUGACACAUAUUCAUAGGUAAUACCUGUGAUUGUGUAUGACCUCCAAAUGACCACUUAUGGGGCCUCCAAUAUGUUGGAUAAUCUUUUCAUGAAAGCUAGGUUUCCCCCUGGGAGAAAAAAUCCUCAAUCAGAUCACGAGACUCGAAUAAGGUUUAUGGGUUUACCUUUCAUAAUAUCAGUACUACUAUGGAUUACACAUAAUAGGAUUUCAGUGUACUGCACUAAAACUGCACUAAAACUUCUCCUUUUGAUUUCAUCACUGCCACAGCUACUGAAUUACAGUACAAACUAGGUCAGAGCUAUGGGAAUUCAGACUCUUGCACUGUACUGUAAGUAGGUAUCGUGUGACAAACAGUCAACUGUGGAUUUUCCCAGCCUUGGCUAGCCACCCUUCUUUACUAUACUAUUACUGUUGAGACCUGUUGGGAUUUUUCUCUGCUUUCAGCACUUGGUCUCCAUAGGAAUGUAUAGUGUAUGUAUUAGCUGUAUGGGGUGUUUCUUUGGGAGUUAGCAUGAGAGGUACCUAUCAUGUACAUUCCAUGCAGCGAGGACUCACGAGAGCGAGAAGAAAGAAAUAUGCCAGGUCAUCAUUGCCGUUGGUGUUUACCAUUCACGCGAUUUGUUUAUAAAGGCAAGGCCAAGGUCAACUUCUCCAGUAUGCCUUGUGAGUGGCUCUGAGUUAAUAUCCCCCAGGCUGCCUUGGAUGCAGUGCAACACAAAGAUUUGUCUUGACAGAUGCCCUCAGCUGUUUUCCAAGCUGCAUAUCCGAAUAUUAGGGUAUCAUCCAAGAAUGAAAUGGUAGAUUACUGUUGCUUCACAGUAGGCUGACUGAGAGAGUCUAAGUUCAUUCACAUCCAUGUCUGUCCAGCAUACUCUGAGUAUCUCUGUUCCAUUUGGAGCAGCACAUUCCAGUGGCAGUGGAGACAGAGAUGACUGGCCUGGUUACUGUCCAGCCCCCUGGGUCAAACUGACAUUGUCAAGGGUCAGAAGUCAUGGUCACUGGGUGAAGGGAAAGAGGUUCCAGCAUGGUGACAUCCUUAAGGACAGGAAGAGACUCAGUCGAUAAGAUCCCUGAGUAAUGCCUGUUAUCAACCCCCAUUAGGGCAGCAUGCCAGAGUCGUUGGGAGAGGAAAGGAGAAAGCAUGCACUGCAAAAACAAACAAAUGUUCACUACACAUAAACGGGCCUGGUUUCUAUUGAAAAGCGGCCCAAGGUAAAUGUUUUUUCUUUCUGUUAGAGUCGAUAACUACCCUGCUCCGUCUAGAGUCUGGGCUACGUCCCUCCCUCUACCGACUACAUGGUAUUGGGGUUUCUAGGCACUCCGUGGUGGUCAUGGUCGUGGUGGCGUAG